AUGGCUGCAUUUUGGCAAAUUGCAAAUGCAAAUUCUGGAACAUUCUGGAACAAUCCAGAUUUUAGAAUCAUGAAACAUUACGGUUAUAUGUUAAAGGAACCGAAUAGUUCCGACAAAGGAUACCAGCAAUUUUUCACAAAAUAUAAAACAAUAUGUCAUCCAGUGCGUGACCUUCUCACGUGGACCAACUUGAUACCGGUUGAACAAUUAAAAGGAAAAAAAAUCAAUGAACCGGAAUACGUAUUAGAAGUAACAUUAAUGGCAGUUUUAUUUUACAAAACAAAUAGAACAAAGUAUUAUCAAUCAAGCAUUUUCUUCAAUCAUAUAAUUAUGCCAAUUAGCUCACCGGAUCCGCUGUUUUCAAAAAUUAUUGUGCCGUAA
Messenger RNA from Loa loa (African eye worm), 381 nucleotides. RefSeq lists its product as hypothetical. Lineage: Eukaryota; Metazoa; Nematoda; Chromadorea; Rhabditida; Onchocercidae. The transcript is spliced from 7 exons. Bases 1 to 381 code for a protein of 126 amino acids. The record is from RefSeq and is a predicted model, not a curated record.